Molecule: messenger RNA, 825 nt
Organism: Chlorella variabilis
Lineage: Eukaryota; Viridiplantae; Chlorophyta; Trebouxiophyceae; Chlorellales; Chlorellaceae
Exons: 8
Coding region: 1-825 (274 amino acids)
Molecular function (GO): hydrolase activity
Source: RefSeq, a predicted model, not a curated record
AUGGUGCGCACCAGCAAGGGCUCCGGCAAGCCGCUCAUGCUCAUGGUGCACGGCUUCCCGGAGGCCUGGUUCUCCUGGAGGGCGCAGAUGGCGGCGUUCAGGGACCAGUACGAGAUUGUGGCCAUCGACAUGCGCGGCUACGGAGUGUCCAGCAAGCCUCCGGGGCGUGCGCCGUAUCACAUGCCAGAGCUGGUGGCCGACGUGAAUGCUGUGGCGGGGCACCUGCUGGAGGAGGCGGGGCAGGAGAAGCUGGUGCUGGUGGGGCACGACUGGGGCGCAAACACGUGCUGGGGCGCGGCCGCCACCGCGCCGCACCUCUUCUCCCGCCUCGCCAUCCACUGCGUGCCCCACCCCGAGUGCUUCCUGCGCAACAUGGAUGGAGACCAGUUUGCGCGCAGCUGGUACAUCUUUGCCUUCCAGGUGCCCAAGCUGGCGGAGUGGGCCCUGUGCGCCAAUGACUAUCAGCUGUUGGAGGAGGUGCUCACCAAGCCUCCUGGGGGCUGCACCACACCCGGCGCCUACAUCGAGCGGUACAAGCAGGCGUUUGGCCGCCCCGGCGCCGCCACCGCCGCGAUCAACUUCUACCGCCGAGUCAUCGACCUGGCCUCGCGCUACCCGGCCCCCGCCCUGCAGCGCGUGCCUACAAUGGUCGUCUGGGCCGAGAACGACACUGCGCUGGGCCAGCAGCUGCUGCGCGGCAUCGAGAGGUACGUGGAAAGCGUGCGGGUGGAGGUGCUGCCCGGCAGCUCGCACUGGGUGCAGCAGGACAGGCCCGAGGAGGUCAACCGCCUGCUGGCCUCCUUCCUGGGGGCCGCGGCGCGGUGA